CAGAUCUGAAACUAUGAGAUUUCAUUUCCCUCCUGAGCAAAGAUGAAUCUACGAGUCUCUGUUGUGCUUCUUUUGAUUUUUCUCACUGGAGGACACUCUCUCAAAUGUUAUUUGUGCACAUUUAAUCCAAAAACGGGUUCUUGUGAUGGAACAACGAUGACAUGUCCCAUUGGAGGUUCCAAAUGUGGAAGUGUAAUAACGGAACAAUCCAUUGAUUCCGUUGAGGGGUCUUUCACAGCUAAGGCUUGUGUACCCGUAUGUACACCUGGAACCCAAAAGCUCCCAAAUGGAGGAACAGUUUCUGUCAAGUGCUGUGACACUGAUCUCUGCAAUGGCACAGAUGGAAUCAAUAAGGGCAGUUUCUUGCUUCUUUUGUCGCCUCUGUUCUUCCACAUCCUGUUGCACUGAGUGACACAACCACAGUGAAGACAACAUACAACCACCACAACCACAGAAUAUAGAGAUUAUUUAAUGAAUAAUUUUGCAUUACUAAAUAGAGCUUGUUUGUUUCGUAUCCUCACAAUCACAAUGGAAGGAACUCAACUCAAACUAUUAACAGGAAGAAAAAAAACACAUUUUCUGAUCCAUGUAAAAUGUACAAAACCUUUAUUUCCAGAAAAAAUCUAAUUAAACUGCUGAAAUAAAAGAUUUACUCACA
This is a messenger RNA of Xyrauchen texanus (razorback sucker), 658 nucleotides long. RefSeq names its product lymphocyte antigen 6B-like. The transcript has 4 exons. The record is from RefSeq and is a predicted model, not a curated record. Lineage: Eukaryota; Metazoa; Chordata; Actinopteri; Cypriniformes; Catostomidae. Bases 43 to 408 code for a protein of 121 amino acids.